This is a messenger RNA of Sclerotinia sclerotiorum 1980 UF-70, 1014 nucleotides long. RefSeq lists its product as hypothetical. NCBI's taxonomy places the organism in Eukaryota, Fungi, Ascomycota, Leotiomycetes, Helotiales, Sclerotiniaceae. Gene Ontology annotation, biological process: lipid metabolic process. Gene Ontology annotation, cellular component: membrane. The coding region runs from base 1 to 1014 and encodes 337 amino acids. Gene Ontology annotation, molecular function: oxidoreductase activity, acting on the CH-CH group of donors. The record is from RefSeq and is a predicted model, not a curated record. The transcript has 3 exons.
AUGACGGUCGUCCAUGUUUUGGAUGACUAUUACCUUGCAAUAACACUGUUGAUUACAGCGGCAUAUCAAUUGUUCUUCUUCUCCAUUGCCUUUUCUCUCAAAUUCGACAAACUCACAGACUUUGCUGGUGGAACGAACUUCGUUGUAUUAGCCAUCAUAACGCUUGCAUUCAGUGGCCAUCACAAUGCACGCCAAAUCGUGGCCUCUCUUUUUAUCAUGAUAUGGGGUGCACGUCUUUCGGCUUUCCUCCUAUUCAGGAUUCUGAAGACUGGAAAAGAUGAUAGAUUUGACGAUAAACGUGAAAACUUCUUCAAGUUCCUCGGAUUUUGGGUGUUUCAAAUGUUCUGGGUUUGGAUCGUCUCUUUUCCAGUCACGCUCUUGAAUUCCCCAAAAGUCACGAGAUCUCCACAGCCCUCAUUUGGGACUGCUAGUGAUAUCGCGGGUGUCAUUCUUUAUGCCAUUGGUAUUGUUAUGGAGAGCGUGAGUGAUAUUCAGAAGUAUCGCUUCCGAGCCCACAACAGUGACAAAUCGAAAAUUUGUGAUAAAGGGUUCUUCUCAUGGAGUCGACACCCAAAUUAUUUUGGAGAGAUUUUGAUUCAGUUUUCUAUUUAUAUGAUUGCGGUCUCUCCCGCUGCCGAAGGAUUUGUUCAUGGUGGAGCUCGCAAAGCCCUCUAUGCUUCAAUCUUUGGACCAAUAUUUCUCACUACCCUCCUGAUGUUCGUAUCUGGCUUGACUCUUCAAGAGAGACCUGGAGCCAAGAAACGAUACGAGAAGGACAACCAUUGGGAGGAAUACUCUCGUUACCUGAAUCGAACGAGCAUUUUAAUUCCUUUCCCGCCUCAGCUUUACGAGAAGCUCCCUACUAUAUUUAAAAGAACACUUUUCUUGGAAUUUCCUAUUUAUGUGUUUGAUCCGGCGAAGCAUUCUGACGUUGGUCAAGGCCAACAUGGUGCGGAGGAGGGUCGUCAGUCGCAUGGAGGAGAUCGACAGAGUACUGAUCGUUUGGCUCAGUGA